Messenger RNA from Colletotrichum paranaense, 735 nucleotides. RefSeq lists its product as uncharacterized. Lineage: Eukaryota; Fungi; Ascomycota; Sordariomycetes; Glomerellales; Glomerellaceae. The transcript has 2 exons. The coding region runs from base 1 to 735 and encodes 244 amino acids. The record is from RefSeq and is a predicted model, not a curated record.
AUGAUCCCCCGUUGGAUCAGCGUGCCAUCCGCCAUCCCCGGCUUGUCUCCUCGUAGGCCCAGAGGCCCUGCGAGUGAAACCUCUCGGCAGCCCUUCUCGUCCCAACUUCGAAGCCAACCACUGCCACCACACCAACUCGAUGCCAUCAUAGGUAGCUUUCGGGUGGGUGACUCACAUCCAGCACAGCCCUGGGGGGGGGGGAUCCUCCAUGCAGUCGGGUCGAACAGGCGACUCGCAUGCGACAUGCCCUUGGUCGCCGCCUUAUCGCGUGGCACUCUCUGGGCGGGUGCCGUUGGUGGGUGUGGCAGCACUUGCAGGCUGCAUCUUAGGUUCUCUCUCGUAGAGAAAAUAUUCCGCGAUCCCCAGUAUCCGUACGCGAUUUCGACCACGGCCGUGCUUCUUUACCCGUCGGCGUUAAGUUUAUGCCACGGCCCCCUUUGCGAGCCAUGCUCCCUCCUCGCUGGUGUACGGAGUAGCUGCCUUUCCUUUUACCCCUCAUCUCUCGCCCUGGUAUCCCUUCCCUUCUCUUUUUGCUCGCUCACCCGCCAAAUUCCAAGUGACAAUGUCAUGAAUGCCCGAACCCGGAAGUGCGGACAAAAUUCAUGCGGAGGGCAAGCCAACCUGGUCAUGGAAAACCCGGGAACCCACAACUGUGAGCAACGAACACUGAGCAGUGUGGGAACUGCAGUAGCUGGACUUAAGGGAGAGGAGCCGGUAGCCGUAAGGUUUAAUUAA